Messenger RNA from Psylliodes chrysocephalus, 4581 nucleotides. Lineage: Eukaryota; Metazoa; Arthropoda; Insecta; Coleoptera; Chrysomelidae. The record is from the annotation of a GenBank genome assembly.
CUACUGCUAAAAAACUUCUUUUUGUCUUUAUAGUAUUCGAUGAUGCCAAUCAAACCAUAAAUAAAGUUGAAGUGGAACUGCCUGACAACUCCUAAAAUUUUUCCUUAAAAGAGCACAGAAUACCGUGGUAAGAGGCCAAAUAAUUACGACUAGAGAAGAAGAGUUUGUCAUUCCAACUUGGUGUAAAUUAUGUUUUGUGGGAUGCACCAAAAUUCAUUUUAAAGUUGGUAAUUCAUUUUUUGUAUACCGUAAUUUCUUAUCUCGAGAGGUAUAUUGAGAUUGUUGUUUUUAGAUUUGAUAAUGGAGGCCUUGAUAUUAAAAUUAACGCCUUCUACAUGGGAUAAAAGUGAGACUGGCCCAUCUAAACAGUUUAGACUUUCUAACAAUUCAGAAGAAUAUAAAAUGAUAGAAUCUGAAGUAAGAAAAGCUGUCCCCAAUAAUAUUUUUAUAUCCUCAAUAGACAGGAAUCAAAAUUUGUAUGAUUAUGGGCAGUUACUAAUCAGGGAACAAUUAAAAGUGAAUCUUUAUUGUUCAACUAGCUUUUAUAGGGUUCGUCGAUAUAUAAACAUCAAAAGUCAAUAUUUAAGACCGGCUUUGGAAUAUAAUUUAGAUUAUAGACGUUGUAAUUUGUCAUCCUUAAAUUUUAAAAGACAACUUCCAUUUAUCAAAAACGAUGAAAUCAUUUUUGUUGUUCAAGUUGUAACAAAUUCACCUCAAGAUGAUAUAAUUACACCUGACAGUAGUUCUGAUUAUUACAUAGAAUAUAUUAUACAUCAAAAUGUGUUUUAAAGAACCUAUUUUUUGUUUUGUAAAGAUUUGAUGUAGUUUAAGUGUUUUAUAUGAAAUGAUUAAGAUUUAAUUAAAUAAUGUUCCCUACACAUUUAAAAAAAUGUACACCAUUAUAUGAUAAACUUUUUUAUUAUUAUUAAUUGAGAAAACAUAAUUCUAGAUAAAAGUUCGUGCUUCACUUAAAAUAACAUUUCAAAAUAUUUACCAUAUAUGAGGGAAGUAAAAAAAUAUUAAUUUUGUUCAAGACAACAACAAACAACUACUAGACUAAUCCUAUUCAUUCACAACUAAGCCUCAGCUACUGCAUUAGAAAGAGGGAGACGCCCUACUAAAUUGAGUGAGGAUGGCGUUUGAGAGCAAGCAUGUUAUACAUGAACCAGCCCACAUACCUGCUUUACACUGUACUGCAAAAUGAAUGAUUUACUUUCCUGGAAAUCACCUUCAAUUACAAUAGUUGGAAUCAGAAAGACAUUAAACUAAAUAAUAAUAAUUGGCAUUAAGAAUGCAAAUGUACACUUCCAUUAUAAUGUAAUUUCCGUAUUAUAACCACAAACUAUACUCCCAUAAUAAUUUUGCAACUAUGUAGAUAAAAACGUGAACACUUGCAAACAAAAUUGGUUUAAGUUGUUGGUAAGCCAAAGAAGGUAUCAAAACACUUCGGGUAUUUUGAGUUGAAACCUAUGCCCUAUUUUUAGGCUAUUUUUACACUCCAUUCAAUAAUUUUAUACUCCUAUAGUUUAUUACAAAAUUGCUAUUUUGGAACAAAGUUAGCAGAGCACCUCGGUUUUUUAAAGUUUUUUCUAAAAACAGCCACAUCAUAUUUGUAGGCUAAUUUUAGACUAUUAAAAUAUAAAAAUUUUUGAAAAAAAUGGUUAUUUAAAAAAUACACGGUGCUUUGCUGGAACAAAGUCAUCAGAGUACCUCGGUUUUUUAAAGUCUUUUUUCUAAAAAAACAACCACAGCACAUUUUUAGGCUAAUUUUAGCCUCAUGAAAAACAUUACAAAAAAAAUUGGCAUAAAAAAUACAGAAUGCUUUGCUGGAACAGAGUCAAUAGAGCACCUCGGUUUUUUAUUUAUUUAUUUUUAUAUAAUCACACCACAUUUUUAGGCUCUUAAAAUAUAAAACAUUCUAAAAAAAAUUAUGAUUUUAAAAACAUGGAGAACUUCGAUCUAGGCCAUAGUAGAGCACCUCCAUUUUUAAGGUAUUUACUAAAAAUAACUGCACAUUUUUUGCCUAUUUUUAAGUUCUUAAAAUAUUAUAAAACAUUCCGAAAAAAAUUUGCUAUUUUAAAAAAAUACAGGAGUGCUUUGCUAAUUUCGAACGUAUAUAUCUAGCAGAGCACCUCGGUUUUUCAGGUUUUUUUUUUUAAUUAAAACUAUAUGUGCCACACUUUUAUAUAUUUCAAGAGCCUAAAAGUGCUUUGAUGAGUUCAUUUGAAGCCAAAUAGCAAAGCGCCCCGUAUUUUUAAAAAUGUCAAAUUUUUUCUAAAGGUUUUAUAAUAUUUCAAGAGCCUAAAAAUAGUCUAAAAAUGUGUCAUAGUUGUUUGUAGAAAAAACCGAGGUGCUCUACUGACCUCGUUCGAAGUUAUCAAAGCAUAUCUUAUUUUUAAAAACAUCAAUUUUUUCGAAAAGGUUUAUAUAUAAAAUAUUGUUUUGAGAUAAGAUGCUGUGAUUUCAAAAUUGGUCGUAAAUAUCGUUUUUAAACAAGUUUCCUAUAUUUUUUAAAAUAUGGGUAAUUUAUUCUUAAACCAAAUUUAUAAUUUUAACUUCCCUCAUAUCUGUUAUUUUUUUAGAUAUUUUAAGUAUGUUUUAAGUAAAGCAACAACUUUAUCUCAAAAAUCAAUAAAGCAGAUUUCCAUACCAAUGAUGCAAACUUUUUGAGUCAUUCACAGGAAUUUUGCAAUUUAAGUAUUAUUAUAUAGUCAAUUAAUAUGAAUGCCAUGUACUGUCUGUAAGUUUGUAAGACAGGUAUUAAUAUUUAAAGUAUUAUAAGACUGCUAUCGUUAUAUUAUGGUCUAAUAUAUUUCUAAAAAUUAUUGUACUGAAGAAUAUACAGGGUGACACACCGAAAAUUACCAACAUUGAAUUCUUCCUUAUUCCACUAAAUAAUAUGAAAAAUCGCAAAAACACGUCAAUUUUAUUUUCAAGGGGGAUACCUACAAUGAAUACUUUUAACACUCGUGGCUCAACCUCCUAUGAGGGGUAGUAGAUGUUACCCUUAAAAUCUUAAAUGGGAAAAGGGGUCAAGUGGCACAUCAUUUUAAAGGGCGUUUAAUUAUUUUCCUAUGGUACCCUAUUUUAUUAUCUAUUGACCAGCAGGUUCGGAAAAAUUGUGUUUCAACUUGACAGAAGUUGGAACGUGGCUGCAGUGAGAUUCUUGGUUUUCAGUUAAGUAUUUAAACAAAAAUUAUUCUAUCCAGUUGAAUAACAGGACAAAUAUCAAGUAUACACGUUUGAUUUUUUAUUUUUUUGGUUACGUGACUUUUACAAAAAAAACUUUUAAUUUGCACAAUAAAUUUUAAAAAUAAAACACAUAUAGGAUCUACUUGUACACUAUUUUAAAAACUGUUCAAAAUGUUGUCCAUUAGUACCUACUAUAAACAGUAAUAAAGUCUGUUUCCGAACUCCUCUCUAACAUUUCGGAAUUGAGACCGGCAUGCUGCAAUUCGUCUUUUAAUUAAGAUCAGCAAUAUCAAGUCUAAGGGAGUUAAAUCAGGUGAUCUUAGGGGUCAUUCAAUCACUCCCCUUCUGCCAAUCUGGGAAUCUCUCGUUUAACCACUGUCGGACGGGAAGAAACAAAUGAGGUGUCACCGUCCUGCUAGAAAUGUAACAGAUUCUCCUGUAAAACUAAAUUACCUUCUGCAUCAGUUUGAGUUUCUAGUUUGUGAGUUAUAAGAGGAUCAAUAUUCUCUUAAAGCAUAUUAAGGAACAAAUUGCCUGUCAAGUUUCCUUCAAUAAAUAAAGGACCAAUAAUUGCAUUUCCAAGAAUACCACAUCAAACAUUAACUUUUUGCGGACGUUAUUUAUGUCCUUCUCAAAUAAUAUGCGGGUGUUCGUCACUUCAGUACCUACAAUUUUGUUUAACAUUGCACUUGAACAUUGAAGAUUCAUCGCUGAAACAGAUAUUUAGCAGAAGAUUAGGGUUGGCGUUGAUUUGGUCAGACAUGUUUUCACAAAACUCUGUUCUUCUCUCAAAAUCAUCUUCGUAGAACUCUUGAAGUAUCUGCAUUUUAUAGGGAUGAAAUUUAUGCAUGCAUUUUCAGUGCUCUUCUUACAGUCUUGCGUGAUAUUCCCGUCUGUUCUGCUACUGUUCGUAUAUGGAGCUAGUUGGCACUGCAACAAAUGUUCCCAAAACCUCAUUUUGAACUUUUUCAUUUACUACUCGUCGGUUAUUUCUUUUUCUAUUUUUCACCGAAUCAGUUUCCAAACACUUUGUUACCUAAUCCAGAAUAUACCUGUGAGUCCUGUGAUUUACAUUACGAUUAGAAUUUCUUUCAUUAAGAAGAAUUGCUGUCCUUCGUGCGCAUUUUGGAACCUCUCCAUUGAAGAAAAUAAUUUCGAUUCUUUCCUUGUAGAUAGUAAAACAUUUUUGCAGUUUAUUCACUUAACGGUGUUUUCGAACAGCCCAACAAGUAAAACUGGAUUAACAAUACUAAUAAUAAAUGGUCAAAAUUUGCUAAACAAUCAUUUUACUUGACAAAAAGCAGCUAUUUCAAGAUUCAAAAAAUAUAAAUAGCAAAAAAGGCAGGCUAUGUGGAAUUUCAACGAUAAGAAUUAAAAAACUACCAUUGG